Botrytis fragariae is the source of this 2601-nucleotide messenger RNA. RefSeq lists its product as uncharacterized. The transcript is spliced from 6 exons. The record is from RefSeq and is a predicted model, not a curated record. Lineage: Eukaryota; Fungi; Ascomycota; Leotiomycetes; Helotiales; Sclerotiniaceae. The coding region runs from base 1 to 2601 and encodes 866 amino acids.
AUGUUCACAACUCAUGAUGGAUUCGCCAAGAAUUUAGUCUCAUGCUUUUACAUCGAUGGCAGGGGUCUCACAAAAUUGGAGAGAGCUAUGUCCAUUCCAUCACGAUCUGAUGAGAAUAAGAUAUCUGUCAUAGGCUUUCAGGAAAAAGACUCGGAUACUGAGCAAGAUAAUUGUAUUUUUGACGCAGCUUCACAAUCCACAGUCGCACAAUUCAUACACACUUCAGCUGGAACAUCAGCAAUUGAUGAAGAUCGAGGUUUCGAGACUGCUCUUUCUCCCAGUGAGCGUGAAGCUUCCCUCAAACAGCGCGAGCAGGAAAUGGAUAACCGUGAGCGCGACAUUGCAGAGCAAGAAAGAAAUCUUAAGGAACGUGAUAUUUUACUCGCAGACCUUCGAGGCUUGGAGAAAAUAGAUAUUGCACACCUUGAAGCUGCCUUAUCGGAUAUAUUCAAGGGACUAGAAGGAAAACUCAUUGAAUUGGCUGAAAUGACAUCUUCGAAUCUUCAUCCUUCACCAAUGACCGCCAAGAAGAAUUCCUUGAUCCAAAUUAAAUUUCCAAAGACAUCCAAUGACGGCAUCGAAGAGUUUGAAGCUACGGAGGUCAAGUUAGCAGGCUACGACAAAGCUCUGAAAGUCCGCCACGCAGAGGCCAACGCUAGAGAAAUUGCUCUUGCUCGCUUUCAACUGGCUAUAGAGAAGCGUGGAAUUUUCUUGAAUGAGAGAGGGGAAUCGACUGAAAAGCUUGAGGCCCAAGUUCAGGAGCGAGGAAACCUCGCGCGUGAUCGUACGGAGGAACUGGACACGCUCAGCCGCAGCUUGACCAGGCGUGACGAACUUCUCAAUGAACGUGAGACUGAGCUUGCAGCUCGCGCAGAAGCAGAAAUCCGACUCCUCGAUCAGCUUGAUGCAGAUAGGGAGAUUUUGGAGGCCAGAGAGGCAGCCAUGGAGCGAGGCUUUCAAGGUGACUAUGAACAAUUUGAUACUUACCACCACGAGCAUGGGAUUCUGAGAGAGAAACAGGAUUCGGUUUUGAUUUUGAUUUAUCUUGAUCUUCACUUCAUUACCAGCGAUACGAGCACACAGAACGUUUUCGGUAAUGCCUUCGAGAAUGAAGUCAAAAAAUUACUGUACAUGAUCAAAAUCCAUCUCGUCCACGGCUUAUUCUUCCUUAAGGACUCAUCUAUCCACCAGUCUGAGAAAAUCAAACCUCUCUUGCUAGCAUCACCUGAACCAUCAUUGAUCUUUCGCUUCGGUCUCGAAAGCAGAGAUGUCACUUUCGUCCGGGUGAAAUCAGCCAAUUUUCGCGGCAGUGAACAGGUUUUCGCAUUAGAGCACCUGUGGAAGACACCUGGAGGAUACGUCAUCGUUCGAGACCUCCUUUACUUCACUCAUAUUUUGAAGCUCAAAGAUUUUCGACUGCAAGAAAGUCCAGCUGUUCAACGUCUCAUCACAUUACUCGAUAAUCAUGAACAAAAUCCCGGAUUUGAACCUAUGAAUGACGGUAGUGGAAAGCUUAAGUAUGUCCCUGUCAAAAGUGUCCAUAAUCUCUUGAAAUCAAAGAGAUCUAUCAGAAAAUCAUUCGAAUUUCCCGACACUGUCAAUGUUGCCACGGAAACACAGAGCACCUUGAACACCGCAGUCAACAACGACGAGAAGUCGAUGCGCUGCUUGGUAGAUUGUAAUGGCGAUACAGCUCACAACCAAAAAUUGCAAGUGGCAAAAGGCGAAAGUUCUGAAGCUGGAUUGUUACUAGCAGUCACCAUUCCACAUUCUGCGAAAGCCUCACAAGACCAAAAAUCUCAUCUGAUAUCUCGUAGAUUGAAUCUUCGAGAACUAGAACACAGCUAUGCCAUUCGACUUUCAGUACUUAGGGAGAGAGAAUCCAUCAUGAAGCUGAGAGAAACGGAUCACAGAUCUCGAUACGCUUAUUAUGGUCAGCUCUUUGCGGCUAUGCGAAAGAAAGAGGAUGGAUUUGAGGCUAGGGAAACCGCCGUUGCUGAACGCGAGGAUAUCGCAAAUGCGCUGGACAAAACUCUUCAAGAUCGAAUGCAUAGUCUCGAGAUCGAUGAAGAAUUUCAAGCAUUGAAAGCUUCACAGCGAAAUGAAGCAUUGAAAACUCGCAGCUACAGCCUUCAUGAACGCGAAGAGUUGGUAGUACUGGGCAGGAGCGCAAUGAGAGCACGAGAAGCGCACGUCACCCGUCGUGAAUGUCUUGUCGAGACACGAGGCAAGAAGUUGGAGGGUGUUGAGCAGACUUUGCUAGCUAGAGAAGCUGCUGUCAAAGCCAUUGAAGCUGCACUCGAUCUUCGAGAAUCUGCUGUUAAAGCUUCAGAAGAUGCAAUUAGCCAGCGCGAAGAAGCUGUAAGAUCCGAAAAUGCCACCAUCAAGCAUGAUAAAGAUAGACUCAAACUCUACGAAGCAAACUUGCGAUAUACCGAAGAACGUCUGCAGAAAAAGGAUGAAAAGCUUAACUGGGAGUUUACUAAUCGUGAGCUUCUCGUGAUUGAACGCGAGCAGAAGAUUGAGGCUAUGGAGGGAGCUUCCAAGAUGGGUUGGGUGAUUCCUAUGGCAAUGUCCAAAGAUGGUAGUGAUGACUUAUAA